AUGUCAGAUACUUUAAAAAUACCCGAAAAAUUAGACCUAUUUAGAAUAUUGAGAGAGUCGAGUGAUAACGGAGUGAAAAAUACGAAGACGAUUAUACAACAUGUCGGAAGAAGGAAACAAACGGGUGUCGAAGUGGGGGGCGCGUGGUGCCUGCCGUGCGCCGGCCGCGGCGGCGGUGGCGUCGGAGGGAAGGGAGGAGGUAUUUCAACCUCCGAUUCUCCCGAGAUCACGAGGAAGCUUUCGUGCAUUCAAAAACAACAUCAACUACAUCAAGUUGAACACCCUGUCACGAACAUUCAACAGCGCGCCCCACUUAGUGACCUUGACGAGGACCUCGACGAACUUGAAGGCGAAAGAGAUCGGCUACAUAAGGAAGAGGAUUAUUCACGUGACGGUACAACACAGCAUCGGUUGAGUCCAAGACUACACGAUAUUGAGGAGGAGGACGAUGAAGAGGGUCGACACAUCAAGGAGCGACCUUAUCAGAAAAAAUCACCUACACCAAGUGGUGGUGGAGGAAGUAGAUCCGGUUGGCGUUCACGAAGAAGUGUUACAACUGCAGGUGCACCAGCGCAUCAACAUCACGUAAUUGCAACUGCUUCCGCAACGGCUCAGGCCAGGAUGCAGGCCGAGCAAGGAAGCAUUGGCGAACUCAGAGGAUAUCAUAAUCUACGUUCCCGGCGGCAUACUUUGGCGAAUGUUCGGUGAGUUAAACAAUUCUUUCCUGUCGAGUUUAUUUCGUAAGUAAAUAUAUAUUAAAAUGUGUAUAUUUAUAUAAUUAAAAUAAUUAUAUAAAUUAUAAUUAUU
Molecule: messenger RNA, 807 nt
Organism: Leptopilina heterotoma
Lineage: Eukaryota; Metazoa; Arthropoda; Insecta; Hymenoptera; Figitidae
Exons: 5
Coding region: 1-708 (235 amino acids)
Source: RefSeq, a predicted model, not a curated record